Vigna unguiculata (cowpea) is the source of this 1480-nucleotide messenger RNA. RefSeq names its product GDSL esterase/lipase At4g01130-like. NCBI's taxonomy places the organism in Eukaryota, Viridiplantae, Streptophyta, Magnoliopsida, Fabales, Fabaceae. The record is from RefSeq and is a predicted model, not a curated record. Gene Ontology annotation, molecular function: hydrolase activity, acting on ester bonds.
CUCCCUUUGCUACCUUUAUCAAAGUGAAGAAAAAAAAAAGAAAAAGAAAAAUGGGUACCCUUAAGGUGUCCAAAAGUUCAUGCACAUUUUCAAAAUUCUUAGUAAUUUGCAUGGUGGCAUUUUCUUUGGUUGAUUCAAGUUAUUGUAAGUGUGAUUUUGGGGGCAUCUUCAAUUUUGGGGAUUCAAAUUCGGAUACGGGUGGGUUUCAUUCGGCCUUUCCUGCACAACCUGGUCCCUAUGGAAUGACUUUUUUCGAAAAACCAGUUGGUCGUGCUUCUGAUGGAAGACUCAUUCUUGAUUUUCUUGCUCAAGGUCUAGGACUUCCAUUUUUGAGCCCAUAUCUUGAGUCAAUUGGAUCAGACUAUAGCCAUGGAGCUAACUUUGCAUCUUCAGCUUCCACUGUGAUUCCUCCCAUUGCUUCCUUCUCUCAUAGUGGGCUCAGUCCCUUUUCCCUUUCCAUUCAACUCAACCAAAUGAAGCAAUUCAAAGCCAGAGUUGAUGAAUUUCAUCAAAUAGGAACUACAUCAUCAUCUGGUAUUCCUUCACCAGAUAUAUUCAAAAAGGCCAUUUACAUGUUAAAUAUUGGCCAAAAUGAUCUCACUUCCAAAAUAGCAGGCACUGGUACUAUUGAUGGAGUCAUGGACACCUUUCCUCAAAUUGUUUCACAAAUUAAUGAUGCCGUCAAGGAGCUUUAUGCACAAGGGGCACGCACAAUUAUGGUAUUCAAUCUUGGUCCUGUGGGAUGUUAUCCGGGAUAUUUGGUGCAGCUUCCUCAUGCUGUUACUGAUUUUGAUGAGUUUGGAUGCAUGGCUUCAUACCAGAAUGUUGUAAAUUAUUACAACAAAUUGUUGAAGGAUACAUUGAGCCAAACCAGACAAAGUUUACCAGAUGUUUCCCUCAUUCAUGUAGACACUUACUCUGCUUUGUCGGAGCUCUUUCACCAUCCCACACUUUAUGGGUUUAAGUAUGGUACCAAAACAUGUUGUGGACAUGGAGGGGGUGACCACAAUUAUAACCCUAAAAUUUUGUGUGGUAAUAUGCUAGCAAGUGCUUGUGCUGAACCUCGAGAAUAUGUGAGUUGGGAUGGGAUCCAUUUCACAGAAGCAGCAAACAAGAUUGUUGCAAAUGCUAUUCUAAAUGGUUCUCUUUUUGACCCCCCUUUCCCUCUCCAUGAACUUUGUGAUCUACAACCUAUUGCUUGAUCAAGUGCUUGCAACCAAAGCUCUUUCUUAUGUAGCAAUUUAACUAUUUUGCAAUACUCAGCUGUCAAAUUGUUAAAUAAUGUUUCGAUUUAUGGGGUGUUGUUACUUUCAUCCUUGUGUGUUGCAGUUCAAUAAAAAACAUGGUACUUAUUGGUAGCAUUACUGUUUGGAGAAAAAAACAUGUUAUCAUAUAAAGGUUGGACUUUGGUUAUAUAUGGUAUCUGAUAUGAACUACUCUGCUUCAUGUUAUGCAGAAAAAUGAUUAACAUCAGAGUUUA